CCUACGAGUCAUUAGUUCUUACUCUCCCAGAACCUUCUAUGUUCAAAUAUAUUCGAUUGCCAACUGGACUGUGUAGUACGUCUACCCCACAACCCGGCCCACGCUCCGUCCUGUAUAUAUAUAAGGAGCUAGCGGCCCUUGCCAACUGCUUCCUCAUACCCACAGUAGUCCUAGGAAUCAAUUCAUCUGUGCUUCAAAUUGACAUUCUUCCUUUUUUUUUUCCUCCUUCCUUUCCUUUCCGUUUUUAACCAAUAAUGGCAUCAUCAUCGCAGAGUUCAGGCUCGAAGUGGACUGCUAAGCAGAACAAGCUGUUUGAGAAGGCACUGGCUGUGUAUGACCAGGAUAGCCCCAACCGGUGGGAGAAUGUGGCACGUGCUGUGGGGGGCAAGACUCGUGAAGAAGUGAAGAGGCAUUUCGAGCUUCUUGAGGAGGAUAUCAAGCAGAUUGAGUCUGGUCGCAUUCCCUUCCCUAACUACAGAUGAGGGGCACAGGAUUAGAUAUGUGAAGCUACAGGAAGGGAGACAGUAGUAGCUAGCUAGCAAGAAGCCCAAGUGUUGGGUCCUAGAUGACGUCAACGUGCAAAAGAGCAUGUACAUGGAUACGCAUUAUUAUUAUGCUAUAAAAUAAGGAACAGGGAAUAAUAGUAGAUGUCGCACAGCAGCUUUUCUAGCGUGCAGCUCUUAUGUAAAUCUACUAAUUAUUAAAGGUUAUGAAAUAGCGUGUAGCUCUUAUAUAUGUAAAUCUACUGAUUAAAGGUUAUGUAAUAGUAUCGCUUGCUGAUCUCCCAGCUAGCUUUAAACAUAAAUCUACUGAUUAAAGGC
This is a messenger RNA of Asparagus officinalis (garden asparagus), 821 nucleotides long. Its product is annotated as protein RADIALIS-like 1. The transcript has 2 exons. Gene Ontology annotation, molecular function: DNA-binding transcription factor activity. The coding region runs from base 255 to 482 and encodes 75 amino acids. The record is from RefSeq and is a predicted model, not a curated record. Lineage: Eukaryota; Viridiplantae; Streptophyta; Magnoliopsida; Asparagales; Asparagaceae.